CGAAAGCCACCGAUCCUGAACCAGCCGCUGGAGUCGGAGUGGCGACCCGGUGUGGAGCCGGCGGAGAGCCAUUGGGAAGAGGCCAGCUCCGGUCAGUCCCGGCUUGGCUCCAGCUCCAUCUCCUGUGGAGAGCAACAGCCGCGGUCGCAGUGUCCGCCUCCAUCGUCGUCGGGGGAGGGGCCGCUCGGACCCCGGGGUCACUGCCGAGGAAUGAGGCGAGGCGGCCGGGCCCCGCGCUCCGCCCCGGCCUAGAGCCUUGCCCUGAGAGUCGCGAGGCGUACCAGCCCGUGGAAAAAUCGCAAGACUAUGGCGGGGGUCUGCUCCCAAGCUUGUGGCCAGAGCCUGGAUUUUGAUCUAUGUUCUGCUCACAUCCUGCUGCCUGAGAGGACUUGAUGACCCCAUGACCCUGGACAUGGAUGCUGUCCUGUCGGAUUUUGUUCGUUCCACAGGUGCAGAGCCAGGGCUGGCUCGAGAUCUUCUAGAAGGAAAGAACUGGGAUGUGAGUGCUGCCCUCAGUGAUUUUGAACAGUUGCGCCAAGUCCAUGCUGGGAACCUGUCCCCACCCUUUAGUGGAGGGAGUACUUGCCCUAAGACCCCUGAAAAAGGGGGUUCGGAUAGAGAGCCCACUCGCCCUUCUCGGCCCAUCCUUCAGAGACAGGAUGACAUCAUUCAAGAAAAACGCCUGUCUAGGGGCAUCUCCCACGCCAGCUCCAGCAUUGUUUCCCUCGCUCGCUCCCAUGUCUCCUCCAAUGGUGGGGGUGGGGGGAGCAGUGAGCACCCCCUGGAAAUGCCCAUCUGUGCCUUCCAGCUUCCAGACCUCACUGUGUACAAAGAAGACUUCCGCAGCUUCAUAGAGAGGGACCUCAUUGAGCAGUCCAUGCUGGUUGCCCUGGAACAAGCAGGGCGUUUGAAUUGGUGGGUCAGUGUGGACUCUACCUGCCAGAGGCUGCUCCCUUUAGCAACUACCGGGGAUGGGAACUGCCUCCUGCAUGCUGCAUCUCUUGGGAUGUGGGGUUUCCAUGACAGAGACUUGGUGCUGAGGAAAGCGCUGUACGCACUGAUGGAGAAGGGGGUGGAGAAGGAAGCACUGAGAAGGCGCUGGAGGUGGCAGCAGACACAGCAGAAUAAAGAGUCAGGACUGGUGUAUACAGAAGAUGAGUGGCAGAAGGAAUGGAAUGAAUUGAUCAAACUUGCCUCAAGUGAACCCAGAAUGCAUCUGGGUACUAACGGAGCUAGUGGUGGUGGAGUGGAGAGUUCAGAGGAGCCGGUGUAUGAGAGCCUAGAGGAGUUCCAUGUCUUCGUCCUUGCUCACGUGCUCAAGAGGCCCAUAGUGGUCGUGGCAGACACCAUGCUGAGGGACUCCGGAGGGGAAGCAUUUGCCCCUAUCCCAUUUGGAGGGAUCUAUUUGCCAUUGGAGGUCCCAGCCAGCCAGUGUCACCGAUCCCCUCUGGUGCUCGCCUAUGAUCAGGCCCACUUCUCUGCGCUUGUGUCGAUGGAGCAGAAGGACAGCGCCAAGGAACAAGCUGUGAUCCCACUCACAGAUUCAGAGCAUAAGCUGCUGCCCCUGCACUUUGCUGUGGACCCAGGAAAGGGCUGGGAGUGGGGCAAAGAUGACAAUGACAAUGUCCGAUUGGCCAGUAUAAUUCUGUCUCUGGAGGUGAAGUUACAUCUGCUGCAUAGCUAUAUGAAUGUGAAGUGGAUCCCAUUGUCUUCUGAUUCACAAGCUCCUCUGGCUCAGCCUGAGUCCCCCACAGCCUCAGCGGGAGAUGAACCCAGAUCCACUCCUGAAUCUGGGGAAUCAGACAAGGAGUCGGUUGGCAGCAGUUCUGUUGGCAAUGAGGGCAGCAGGCGGAAGGAAAAGUCAAAGCGCGACCGGGAGAAGGACAAGAAGAGAGCAGAUUCCGUGGCUAACAAACUGGGCAGCUUUGGCAAAACCUUGGGCAGCAAGCUUAAGAAGAACAUGGGGGGCCUGAUGCACAGCAAAGGCCCCAAGCCUGGAGGACUGGGGAGUGGGUCUGGAGUAAGCAGUGGGACGGAGACAUUGGAGAAGAAGAAGAAGAACAACGCAUUGAAGAGCUGGAAGGCUGGCAAGGAAGAGGCAGCUGGGGAUGGGCCGGUGGCCGAGAAGCCUGCGUCCGAGUCUGUUGGCAAUGGAGGGAGCAGGUACAGCCAGGAGGUGAUGCAGAGCCUGAGCAUCAUGAGGAUCGCAAUGCAAGGGGAGGGCAAAUAUAUUUUUGUUGGAACCUUGAAGAUGGGCCACCGGCACCAGUAUCAGGAAGAGAUGAUCCAGCGUUACCUUGCAGAUGCUGAGGAGAGAUUCCUGGCAGAGCAGAAGCAGAAGGAGGCUGAGAGGAAGAUCAUGAAUGGAGGGUUAGUUAGUGGGCCUCCUCCAGCCAAAAAGCCAGAGCCGGACGCUGGGGAGGACCAGCCCAGUGACUCCCCAGCAGAGUCCAGGGCAAUGGCCUUCUCUCCUGCUUACCCUGGGGGCUUUACUAUUCCUCGACCUUCUGGGGGUGGAGUCCACUGCCAGGAACCCCGGAGGCAGUUAGCAGGGGGUCCAUGUGUAGGGGGCCUUCCAUCAUAUGCCACCUUUCCCAGACAGUACCCUCCUGGGCGACCCUACCCCCACCAGGACAGCAUCCCAUCUCUGGAGCAGCCAGGCAAAGAUGGAGUUCACAGGGGUGCCUUGUUACCACCCCAGUUCCGUGUGGCUGAUUCCUAUAGCAAUGGCUACAGAGAGCCCCCUGAGCCAGACGGAUGGGCCGGAGCUCCCCGGGGGCUUCCCCCAACCCAGACCAAAUGCAAACAACCGAACUGCAGCUUCUAUGGACACCCUGAGACAAACAACUUCUGCUCUUGCUGUUACAGGGAAGAACUGAGGCGGAGGGAACGGGAGCCUGGUGGGGAGCUGCUGGCGCACAGGUUCUGAUGGCUAGAACCUUCGUGGGGAAAGGGGCUGAACAAAGAAAGUUAAGCUCAACUCUGGCUCAUCAGGACCCAGCCCUGUUGAUGGGGCAAGUGCAGAGCUGUGUGUGGGAGCUGGAGUGCUGGCAGGCCGGCAAGAGCCAGGGCAGGCGAGCGCGACCCCAGGGCGAGCACGACCCCAGGCCAGCGCUACCCCGGGCGAGCAGUACUGCUCCUGCUCACAGUUGACUUGAGACUGCAAGGCAGAGGGGGAGGGUCUGUCUCAUAACCUCUUGCGCCCCAAUCCCGGGGCCCAAGGGAAAGUAGGGAACUACUAAGUGUGUGUGGGUGGGAGGUGGGUGGACACCUUCGGGGAGGAACCUGGAAAGAAAGUUCUCAGUCGGUUAAGGAAAAAAAUAGACCAAAGUUCACUGACUUUAGAAAAAAAGCACAUGGUGGUGUAGUUGGGAGUAUUGAGUGAUUCUAAGAUACUGAGCAAAUUUGAUUUUAGUUUGAAUUAGGUAGAUAUUAGGGUUGGAUAAAUUCUUCCUGAAGGAUCAAGGCAGUAAUGUAUGUGCUUGGCCUCGUUACACAGAAAGGGUAGUUUAAAUCCCAGUGAAUGGAAAUAGGAAAGGGAGGAACUUAAAGGUGAUUCUUUUCUAGAGAAUUUUAUGUUCUUCUAGAUACUCAUCUAUCAUCCAUUCUAGUUUUAGGGGAGGCUGCCUGUUGCCCCAUUUUUUCCUCAUCCUUUUUAAGGACUGAGCUCAGCUAAGUUAAGAUGUUGUGAUUUUUUUAAAAUAUUUUUUUAUUUUAAAAGCAAGUACCCUUUGGGAAAGAGAAGAGCAGUAAGAAAUGGCCUUGAAUGUGGGGUUUUCUUCAGGUGAGCGGGUGCAGAGUGAUGUAAUUUUUAACUACUUAGCAAUAACCACAUGUGGGUUUGAGCGCACCUGAGGAGGCGGAGGAGCCCAGGUGUUUGGCUAGACUGUUUGAAACAAUACCAAAACCUCGAUAGAGCACUAGCCUCUGCUGCUGUGUUUCUGUACAAAGCAACCUAUUUUACUAAUUUUUUAAAGAAAAACACGACCCUGACAAAAUUUAAAAGUUACUUACUCCCGCCCCUAUCUAAGUGAUUUUUUUUCUCCUUCCUGUCUACUUCUGGAGAAUGAUCUUAACAUCCUGGCUUCUUUUGUUAAGCCAUAGCUGACCUUAAUCUGUGGUUAGUUUAUUAAAGUAAUAAAAAAUACUUUGUAAGAAGAAUUAUUUUUGUAUUAGGACUGGUGUUGAAGCAUGGGAUGGGAGCUAGGGGCCACUUUGAAAGGGAGCGAGCUAGAGAAAUAUAUUUUAGUGACCUGUAGUCACGGGCCACAUAGUCCUGUGAGCUGAUCUGCCUUUGGAUUUCUCCCUUUUCCUGAGCCAGCCCUGUUCUCCAGAGGGGCAGGGGUGGACCCAGUGGUGAGAGCUCCCUUGCAAUUUGCACAAAGCACAAGUCUGGACAGCUUAUGCUCUGACCAGAGCUGUCUCUCAGAGCUUUAAACCCGAAGACUAUCCUGCGCCAAUUGUCCUUUCUCCUUAUUUUUUCCUGGGGAAAAAUCAUCUAUGCAAUUCUCUACACUUGUGUAUGCAAUGAGGGGGGAGAGGGAGUGCACUGCUGUGUCCUGAGUGUUACCUGGGCCCCCAGGGGUGUGAGUGCACUGCCGAGUCCAGAGUGUUACCUGGGGCUGUUUCUGGGCCCCAAUUUCUCUGCUGAGGUAUGUCAUCACCCACUGAUGGAAUGUAAUCCCCAUAUUUGAUGUAAGUCACAAAUGGCUAUAUGUGCAUGUUUGUGCGUGUGCGUGUGUGAGUUGAGACUCCAAUGCAUGUUUCCUUUGCCUAGUCAGGAAAAUGAUCACACACCCCUCUCUUUGGUAACAAAGCUAGUCAAGAUUUCUUUUUGGAAUUAAGUUUAAGAAGUUGUCCCCCACCCCCUCAAAAAGUUUGAAAGUCACUCACUUCCAAGUCUGCCAAUCUGUUGAUUUAAUAAUUUCCCAACAUCAUUUUUAGACUAUUUUUUAUUUGUUUCUUUGCUAUGUAGCUCUGGCUAGCCAGCCUGGUACUUGCUAUAUAACCCAGGUUAGCCUCUAACUCAUAGCAACAUUCCUGCCUCAGUCUUCUGAGAGCUGGUAACCAGGCAUGAACCACCACACCCAGGGUUUAGGCUGAAGCCGGUAUGAGACAAACAUUUCUGGCAGGUGCAUAAUUUAAAGAUCUACAAGGAAAUUGAGGGUUGGUUUUGUUUUGUUUUGUUUUAGAUAGGAUCCUAUCCUAUAGCCCAGGCUGGCCUUAAAUGUAUAUGAUCUUGCUUCAAACCUGCCAAGUGCUGGGAUUAUAUCAUACCAGACAUUUUUUUAAUUUCAGUAUGUAAACAUUAAAAACCCAAAUUGAACAAAACAUCAAAAUCUUAGGAUGUAUCAAGAAUGGUAUUAAGGUGAAAGAGGUGACAGCCCUUAAUUGAACAAAUAUAAGGACAAAUCCUGUCUAUUCAAAUUGUGAUAUGUUCACAAAGGUAUUUUUACAUUUUUAAUUUUUUUUUAAAUACUGCAUCAAGAUCGUAUUUCUCGAUUUCUGCGUUUUAAGCACUCCUUCAGUUUCUUCCCAGUGAGUGGUGGAUGAACGCCUCGUGCCUUGCUAUCAUCACCUUAGACUUGUCCCAGUUUCUGAAGCUUGAAUGACACAGGUGAGCCCUUCACCAGAGCCCUCCUCCUGACUGCAGCCACCCUGUGUGCAGUGCUGGUGUCCUCCCUCCCGCAGCACACUGAGAUCCUGCCUGCCUGCCUGCACGCCCGGGACUGCAGACAGCCCAGCAGGGGUUCUCCUUAGAAUAAAACCAGGGAAUUCCAUCUCUGUUGGACUGCUGGGUUUGGACUUGAUCUGUUCUUAGAUUGUAUUUAACACUCCUGUUUUUCAAAACUGAGGACAAAUGAAGAGAAUCAGAAAACUUG
Molecule: messenger RNA, 5882 nt
Organism: Apodemus sylvaticus (European woodmouse)
Lineage: Eukaryota; Metazoa; Chordata; Mammalia; Rodentia; Muridae
Gene: Otud7b
Product: OTU deubiquitinase 7B
Exons: 13
Coding region: 401-2929 (842 amino acids)
Biological process (GO): protein K48-linked deubiquitination; protein K11-linked deubiquitination; protein deubiquitination involved in ubiquitin-dependent protein catabolic process
Cellular component (GO): cytoplasm; nucleus
Molecular function (GO): DNA binding; K63-linked polyubiquitin modification-dependent protein binding; cysteine-type deubiquitinase activity
Source: RefSeq, a predicted model, not a curated record